UCUUUUUCGGAAUUCUGAAGACUGAGGGCCAGGCCCUGUCCGACCGUCUUCACAGUUUGGCAAGAACAGCACAACCAACGAACCAACCCGGAGCCCGGAGAAGGAACCGCCGGGCAUAGCAUAUUCUCUCCUCCCCCUCCGGUUCUCCCUCCAAACACAGCGCCCUGAAAGCGACCGCCAGGCCGCAGGCGAGGCGAGGGAGAGGGAGGCGCCCACUCUUCUUCCUUGCCGCGCACCAGCCGUACGUUUCCUGGAUCUUCCAGUCUCUCCCAUUUCGUUCGCCCAAUCCCUCCCUCUCCUCGCGUUUAGAGCUCCCUGGAAGGUUCAUGGGGAGGAGGUGCACCGGCGUGGUGGCUCUCAUCAUACUCUUGCUCUCUGUUGCUUCUCACGGAAGAGAGCUACCUGUCAAGAAGAGUGACCAGAGUUUUGUCUACAAUCACACUCUUGCAAAGACUAUUGUGGAAUAUGCUUCAGCGGUGUAUAUGUCAGACUUAACUGCUCUUUAUACAUGGACAUGCUCGAGAUGCAAUGACUUGACUCAAGGCUUUGAGAUGAGAUCUCUAAUUGUUGACGUGGAGAACUGCUUGCAGGCGUUUGUUGGUGUAGCUCAUAAUCUAAAUUCAAUUGUCGUUGCAAUCAGAGGAACUCAAGAGAACAGUGUACAGAAUUGGAUCGAGGACUUGAUAUGGAAGCAGCUUGAUCUAAGCUAUCCAAACAUGCCGAAUGCAAAGGUGCACAGAGGAUUUUUCUCCUCCUAUAAUAAUACAAUUUUGCGUCUAGCUAUCACAAGUGCUGUUCACAAGGCAAGAAAAUCAUAUGGGGAUAUCAAUGUCAUAGUGACAGGCCACUCAAUGGGAGGAGCCAUGGCUUCUUUUUGUGCACUCGAUCUUGCUAUGAAACUGGGAAGUGACAGUGUGCAACUCAUGACGUUCGGGCAGCCUCGUGUUGGCAAUGCUGCAUUUGCCUCAUGCUUUGCCAAAUAUGUACCCAACACCAUUCGAGUGACACACGGACAUGAUAUCGUGCCACAUUUGCCACCUUAUUUCUCCUUUCUUCCCCAGUUGACAUAUCACCACUUCCCAAGAGAGGUAUGGGUCCAGGAUUCUAAAGGCAACACAACCGAGCAGAUUUGUGACAACAGUGGUGAAGACCCAGACUGCUGCAGGUCGGUCUCCAUGUUCAGCUUGAGCAUUCAGGACCAUUUCACCUACCUGGGAGUCGAUAUGCAAGCAGAUGACUGGAGCACCUGUAGAAUCAUUGCAGCUCAAAGCGUUAAGCAAUUCCGAAAGGAGCUUACCAGCAAUAUUAUCACGACAAAGCACAAUGCCGACAUCUCCAUUGUUGAACCUAGCGUACACAGAUUGGAGCAGUUCUAGAUAGCCACAGCAUUCCGUAGAAUAUGCAAAUUCAGAGCGAAAAGCAAAGCCCUGCUUUUCUCUGGAAGAUGAAGACCAAAGUAGUUCAGCUGGAGGAUUUCGUUCAGAUUGGGAUGCAAGCAAUGCUCUUGAUGUCUUGUAAAUGUGUAGGCCGUAGAUAUGUACAUAAGCAAGAUAGAUUCAUAGCGUUAUAGGCCAUCGCUUCUGUUGCCUGUUGGAUGAUGAUGAUGAUAGAAUGCUCUGUAAAUGCACGCUGUAAACUUGCAAUAAAGUUAAGAGUAAUCCCAUUCGUACA
Setaria italica (foxtail millet) is the source of this 1671-nucleotide messenger RNA. RefSeq names its product lipase. The record is from RefSeq and is a predicted model, not a curated record. Lineage: Eukaryota; Viridiplantae; Streptophyta; Magnoliopsida; Poales; Poaceae. Gene Ontology annotation, biological process: lipid metabolic process.